Messenger RNA from Moneuplotes crassus, 1135 nucleotides. Lineage: Eukaryota; Ciliophora; Spirotrichea; Euplotida; Euplotidae. The record is from the annotation of a GenBank genome assembly.
CUUACAAAUGAGAGUCGAAGGCCAGAGGACCACCAACCUACCUGCCAACAAGAAGGAAAUUAAGAAAGACUUAAUAAAUCAGGGGGAUCUGCAAUUUCUUAGUCAUGUAGAAGCAAAUUGAGAGAAUUGGAAGGAUAAAUUUAAUUAUUCAUUCAAACAGCACUCUCAAGAACGAAAGUUUCAGAGGAAAUGAAAUAAGGGACCCAAAACACGAAAUUCUUUAGAAAAUAAUUUCAAGCGUCCUUCUCAAGCUUCUUUGUGUCAAAAAUCUCAGUUUAAAAAGCCUGCUGAGAGAGUUAGGAGUGAUAAAGCCAAUAAUCAAUUUUUAAUAAAAGACACUGGCAUAGAAAGAGUUUAGCUAUAUUCAGGAGAAAAAUUUAGUAAAAAAUUCAUCAAGUAAAGAUUCACAAAUGAAUCUUAAGAAAAGGCAUCUUAAAAGUUGGUGAAAGGACUCUGAGAAGUCGAGUUCCUCUAAUUUUUGAAUGUUUGCUACAAGUUGCGAGGAACCUUAUGAUGCUCAAGAAAAGAUGACUCAGGUUAAUGAGAUUGUGAAGAAUUCUGCUGAAUUCUUUAGCAAGAAUUCUAAAGUGUCUCUUGUCAAGGACAAAUUUAAUUUGAGUAGUCAAAAUCUAGAAAACAGUAAGAAGGAACUAUACAGCUGCAAAAAAGAACUCCGCUUGAACACAGGAAAGAUACUUACUGAAGGAGCUGAAAUAAGUAUUAAUGUUCCAUGCGAAAUUAAUAGGGAAAUUUCAAACUCUCAGACAUUAAUUCCUUUGAGGCCUGCAAAAGUUGUCAUUGUAGCUAUGAAGCAGACAAAGAGAAUAAGCACUGAGCACCAGGUAGAAUGCUUAAAUUCUAUAAGUAGAAAUCCAAACUCAGGAAAUAAAAAUGAUAAUUUCUCAGAAAAGGGUCAAAAACUUAUUCAGAAGAAUUUAACUAGAAAUGAAGACCGAGGAUACCAGAAUACAUUCAUUAGCACUGGUAUCUCAGAAGAUCAGGUUUUAAUCCCAAAUGGACUUACUCUGUACUCUAUUCUGACGCAUCACUUUCAGAUGAAUUACUGUUUUUGCUCUAACUAAAUGGAGAAGUAUAAGUCAACUCAGAGCAAUUUUUAAAACUUGUAGAACUUAAG